ACAUAAAUCAAAAAUCAUAAAAUUGUCAAAAAAUUAAUUAUUAAGUUUCGAACCUUUCGGUAAUAAAGAUCUAAAUUUCUCCCAAAUUUACAUUUUUACAAAAAAAAGUAUAAAAAAUAUUUAAAAAAUCCACCAACAAAAAUGAGUAAAAAGCCUUUAGGGCCUGGACCUGGAGCAUAUGGUCUCCCACCAAUAAUUGGUUAUGUCGAACAUGAUGUUCGAAAACAACGGCAACCUCAAUAUUCAAUUAGAGUUCAAACCAAAACAAUUGAUAAGAGGGUCAGUCCUGGUCCAGGUGCCUAUAUGGUUGAAGGAAUGACACGCUAUGGUAAUAACAAAGCCCAUCAAUACACAAUGGGCACACUUACUCCAAUACCAGAAAAAUUUAAAAGUCCUGGUCCCGCUGCACAUGAAGUCCACAAAAAGCCACAUUUCAAAGGUGUCAAUGCUCCGGCAUAUACAAUGGUUGGAAAGAAUAACUAUCGAUAUAAGCAAAUAGCCCCUGGUCCAAAUGUUUAUAUGUAUGGAAUGCCAACAAAACCAAGUGUUCCUGCCUACACUAUGGGAUUACUGAAUAUAGUCGAUUCGAAAGCUCGUUCUCCUGGUCCAGCUGCCUAUGGGCAAACUGACUUAAAUAACAAACUUAAACGAAGUCCGGUCUAUACGAUGGCUGCUCGAAAUAAAUAUGAGUUUAAAAACAUUUCACCAGGAUCGAAUGCUUACAAUCUUAUUGAACAUAAGCCCGGACAUAGGGGUGCAGCUUAUACAUUUGGCUUAAGGCAUGCAGAGUAUGCCCCACCAAUGAUCAUAGAGUGUGAUAACUAAGAAAAAUAAAAGAAGCUCAUUGUUCGCGGC
Messenger RNA from Eupeodes corollae, 855 nucleotides. RefSeq names its product outer dense fiber protein 3B-like. Gene Ontology annotation, cellular component: cytoskeleton. The transcript is spliced from 4 exons. Bases 142 to 825 code for a protein of 227 amino acids. The record is from RefSeq and is a predicted model, not a curated record. Lineage: Eukaryota; Metazoa; Arthropoda; Insecta; Diptera; Syrphidae.